Messenger RNA from Calypte anna (Anna's hummingbird), 1740 nucleotides. RefSeq names its product penta-EF-hand domain containing 1 (gene PEF1). NCBI's taxonomy places the organism in Eukaryota, Metazoa, Chordata, Aves, Apodiformes, Trochilidae. Gene Ontology annotation, molecular function: calcium ion binding. The record is from RefSeq and is a predicted model, not a curated record. Gene Ontology annotation, biological process: COPII vesicle coat assembly.
AGCCCUAUCUGUAUCAUGGCGGCGUAUCCGGGGCAGGGCUUCCCCGCAGCAGGACCGCCCCCUGGGGGUCCCUACGGACAGCCCCCGCCCGGGGGUCCCUACGGAGGCGGCGGAGCCCCCUACGGACAGCCCGGCCCCUACGGACAGCCCGGCCCCUACGGACAGCCCGGACCGUACGGACAGCCCGGGCAGUACGGCGGGGCGGCUCCCGGAGGCGGUGCCCCCCCGGGCGUGGACCCCGAAGCCUUCUCGUGGUUCCAGGCGGUGGAUGCCGAUGGCAGCGGGUUCAUCUCCGUCCGGGAGCUGAGGCAGGCGCUGGUGAACUCCAACUGGUCAGCGUUCGAUGAGGAGACCUGUCUGCUGAUGAUCAACAUGUUUGAUAAGACCAGGUCGGGACGCAUAGACGUGUACGGCUUCGCCUUGCUGCAGUUCAUCCAGCAGUGGAGGAACCUCUUCCAGCAGUAUGACAGGGACCAGUCAGGCUCCAUCAGCUUCCACGAGCUCCAGCAAGCUUUCUCCCAGAUGGGCUACAACCUCAGCCCCCAGUUUAGCCAACUGCUGCUGUCCCGCUACGCCGCCCGAGACCCCAACCCCAGCAUCCAGCUCGACCGCUUCAUCCACAUCUGCAUCCAGCUCCAGAGCAUCACCGACGCCUUCCGGGAGAAGGACACGGGGCUGGUGGGACACCUGAGGCUCAGCUACGAGGACUUCCUCACCAUGGUUGUCACUCGGAUGCUCUGACACCCUGGGACACAGGCUGGGAGCCACCUGGGAGCUCUGAGUGGGUGUCCCAGAGCUCUGGGUGGUUCUGGGGCCUCUCCAGAAGCUUUGGGUGGCUCUCCAGGAGCUUCAGGUGGCUGUCCCAGAGCUCUGGGUGGUUCUAUGGGCUCUCCCAGAACUCUGGGUAGUACUUCAGGAGCUGUAGAUGGUUCUCUGGGCUCUCCAGGAAUUCCAGGUGGCUGUUCCAGAGCUCUGGGUGGUUCUAGGGCCUCUCCCAGAACUCUGUGUGGUUCUGGGGCCUCUCCAGAAGCUCUGGGUGGCUCUCCAGGAGUUCUAGGUGGUUCUCAGGGCUCUCCCAGAGCUCUGGGUGGUUCUAGGGCCUCUCCAGGAGCUCCAGGCAUCCUCAGCCCCAUGCUGGGAUGUGGGUGAGCCUCCAGAAGAGCGAGCUGAUGCCCUGGGCUGGCUUCCCAGCCUGCUGGGAUCCUCCUGGGUUCGGUUCCUUAUCUCCCAAGCCAAACUGGAGCCCAGUUCUGGGGUCAUUCUGGGCAAUAGCCAAACCAGUAGCCCGUGCCAUGCCUCCUGGGGAGCACUUCAGUCUUUCAGCGCCAGAGCAAUGCUUAAACCCUCUGCUUGGGGUGUCUGUGGUGGAACAUCUCUGUCUCAGCACGCUUCUGGGGACUCUGCAGUGACCAAGAGCUGAGCCAUCACUUACUGAGCAGCAGGAGGGACCCGAGUGCUGGCAGAGUUCAUCCCUCCUUGCCUCACAAGCAGCUCUUCCUCCCCAGGAACACAUCCAACCCCUCGGCAGUGCUGCAAUCACUCCAGCUUUCCUGGGACUCUCCUUUUCUCUCCAUGCUGCUGGAAUGGACCCCUUUGCUGCAGGAUCAUCAACACCCCUUCCACCCCUCCCAAAUCCUUGCCAAUGUCUGUGCUGAUUUGCCUGUCUGCUGAAGCCAAACUCGGGAACGUUUUGGGGCUUAUUUUUACAGCUUUGGAAUAAAAGGCAGUGUGCACUGGUCA